AUGRCGUCGCCCUCAUCAUCCUCCCUCUUCUCGCCCGUCUUCGCCGAAACGCCGACGUCUCCAUCAUAUCGCUCCGCAUUUCCAUUCCCAGCCCAGGAUGUUGCCUCGCGUCAGCCCUCGGGACGCUAUCAACCACGGAGAGGCAGUGCUGCGAGUAUACAGUCUGUGGGAUCGAUAGGCGGCAGUCUAGACAUAUCGCGCCGGGGCAGCACUGUCCGCGRGACGAGUCAGAAUGCCAUUUCCACUCUCCUCCAGCCACCCAUUGUCCGAACCGGUUUGGUCCCACAUACACAAGCUUCAGCAGCAGCAGCGGGAUAUCGUGCGCCUACAACAAAAGACAUCCCACCUGUAGCCUUGACAAAUGUGCCCAGCGUGCCUCAGGAGAACUUCCGCGAAUACUUGGCCAAGAUUGGACCACUUUUCGAUAGCUUGCACAGAGGGAGAGCGGAGCCCGAGCAGGCKCCAUGGUUGAGAAAAGACAACGAUUUGGCGCAGACGGAUCGCUUUGCGGAGGCAUUGCAGAGGAAGGUCAGCUCGGCGAGGAACAGUACACCCAGCUCACCCGCCGCUUCGAGAUAUGGAGAUGUCUCGCCUCUCUCACCAGCCGAACCACCGAUGAAAAGGAGAUCGUCAGGACAAGUAAGACGAAAUCGCAACGAGCCCACUCCAUUAUCAACCAUCCCGGGCGUGUACUUCGAUGACCAGUUCCACCUGGAGAACCCGCGGACGUUUGACGUUGUCAGCGAGAAUGCCGAAAUUGUGCGCCCGCCACCUGGUACGCCUAUCGUUGAACAAAAGGCUGCAAAUGGCUCCGCGCUUCCUCCUAGAAAAGCUCUAGCCACGAAUGCCAUCUUACAGGAGAAGCUCAGUUGGUACAUGGACACAGUGGAGGUACACCUCAUCAACAGCAUCAGUACCGCUAGUAGCGGCUUCUUCGCUGCUCUUGGAUCGUUGAAGGAAUUACAAACAGAGGCCGAGGAGAGUGUGGCCAAGAUUCAGAGCUUACGGGAGGACCUACGCAGACUGGACAAAGAGGUAGCAGUUUCGGGCCUGGAGGUGGCAGCAAAACGUAGGCGUAGAGAGAAUGUUGGGAAGCUGGGCCGUGCAACAGCACAAGUGCAAAGCGUAGUGGAGAACGUCAAGAAAGCAGACAGCUUGGUAGACGAGGGUGCUUACGAUGCUGCAGCAGAUCAAAUGGACCUUGUGGGAAGACUGGUCUGCGGAAAGUCAGAAGUGGGCGAGAAAGAUCAAGAGCUGAUCGACCUCCGCCCGCUGAAAGCUCUGCAAGGACUGGAUUCUGGUCUACAGGAACUCCAGCUGCGAAUCGGCACGGGUUUUGCACAUCGCUUCACUACCAUCCUGAUCGACGACCUUCGUGCUCAUGUGAAGAACGUUUCCAAUUCGGACACUCUCAAGCGCUGGUCGCGCCAACGAGGAGUUCCACCGACAUACAUGGAGACAUCUCCCCAACUUCGUGCAGAUCUCUUAUCAGCUUUGAACGGCCUUGCCAGAGCAGGGCAUACAGCACCUGCGACAGCUACAUACCGCGAAGCUGUSAACAAAGAGAUGAAGACUCUCAUCAGAAAAUUUCUUCCUAGCAGUAGCGACGAUGAUGCAGAUUCGAUGAUCUCUACUUCUACAAGGGGUGGCAGGAGCGCCAUGAGCCAGCAGGAGAAAAGCAGUAUCCUCGCUCGGAAUCUACGCGCUCUCGAUCCUGAAGAUGCUGAGAAGCUUCUGGUGGGUGUAUAUACCUCUGUUGGGGAAGCUCUGCGACGGGUGUCAACGCAGACAAAGAUCUUGCUAGAUGUGACCAGCAGUGUUGCGCCUCCGGAUCCGACUUCGCCACGCCGUGCUGGGACACCGCUCGCAAAUGAGACCACGCCCAAGAUCACUGUUCAGGAGGAACUGUCUCAAACUUUGGACAUGUCCUCUCUUCUCGGUGUGGCAGUCGACACUGCCCAAACACAAAUCACCCGGAUCCUGAAGGUGCGGAAUGAACAGAGUAUCCGCCUACCUCUUCCUCUAUUCCUGAGAUACUUUCGUCUMAAUCGACUCUUCGCAGACGAGUGCGAAGCAGUCUCGGGUCGCGGCGGGAACGUCCUGAAAGGCAUCAUCAACGCACAAAUAUCUGGCUUCGUGCAGGUUUUGGGCACCUCCGAGACCGAACGAAUUGCAGGGGUUCUAGACGCGGACCUUUGGAACGCAGAAGACUUCACCCCAGAAGACGACAAUCUGCUUCAACGAAUCCUCUGCAGCGAGAAAGCGGAUCCCCCAGAAUGGACAAAUGCCACAAUACCCCUAUGGGAAGAUGCCAAUGUCCAGCUUUCACACACAACCACCAACGGCAGCACAGAGACGCCCAAAGCGCGCCCUGCAAAGAUUGGCGAGGAAUCUUAUGCGCUGCCCAAAUCUGCCAUUGCCCUCCUGCCUACAAUAUCCACCUUCCUCAGCCUCACCACUGACUUCCACUCGAGCAUCACACCGCAAACAACCACGUCCCUCCUUGAAUCCCUCAAGACAUUCAACUCCCGCUCCUGCCAACUCAUUCUCGGCGCUGGCGCCACCCGUUCUGCAGGCUUGAAGAACAUUACUACCAAACACCUCGCUCUGGCCUUUCAAUCUCUGGCAUUUCUUCUCGCUCUCCUCUCUCCGAUUCGAAGUUGUGUUCUACGACACGGAGGAAGCGGAAUGACGCACGAGUUCGAAAAAUUCGAACGCCUUGUCCGCGAACACCAAAGUGGCAUCCGGGAUAAGUUGGUGGAGAUCAUGGUCACUCGAAGCGGAGCGCACGUGAAAGCUAUGCAGCUUAUAGACUUUGACAAACAAGAUGGGAAAGAAGGCGAAGGGCUGAGCCCGUACAUGGAAACAUUGACGAAGGAAUCUCUGACACUGCACAGAGUUCUCGGGAGAUAUCUCAGCAACAUGGAAGUUGGAGUCAUCAUGGGCAGAAUUCGAGACGGAUAUCGCGAACAAUGGGUCAAAGCGUUCCGGGAAGUGGGCAUCAAGACGCAAGCUGGAAAGGAGAAGCUGGGACGAGAUGCGGGAGGACUGGAGAGAUUGGGCAAAGUCGAGGGGUUUGAUAGUGUGGGGAAGGAAGUCAAAGAAGUUGUGGAGGGGCGAGAGGUCAAAGCUGUCAAAGAGACCAAAGUUGUUGAGAAGAAGGAAAAGGAAAAGGAAAGCGAGGUGGAGGUUAUGUUUGAGGCUGAGGAGGAAGUCAAGGAUGAUAAUGAAGGUGUGAAGAAGUAG
Ramularia collo-cygni is the source of this 3246-nucleotide messenger RNA. RefSeq names its product related to VPS54-subunit of VP51-54 complex, required for protein sorting at the yeast late Golgi. The coding region runs from base 1 to 3246 and encodes 1081 amino acids. Gene Ontology annotation, biological process: retrograde transport, endosome to Golgi; Golgi to vacuole transport. Gene Ontology annotation, cellular component: GARP complex. The transcript has a single exon. Gene Ontology annotation, molecular function: syntaxin binding. The record is from RefSeq and is a predicted model, not a curated record. Lineage: Eukaryota; Fungi; Ascomycota; Dothideomycetes; Mycosphaerellales; Mycosphaerellaceae.